Mugil cephalus (flathead mullet) is the source of this 1519-nucleotide messenger RNA. RefSeq names its product grancalcin (gene gca). The transcript is spliced from 8 exons. The coding region runs from base 128 to 865 and encodes 245 amino acids. Gene Ontology annotation, molecular function: calcium ion binding. Lineage: Eukaryota; Metazoa; Chordata; Actinopteri; Mugiliformes; Mugilidae. The record is from RefSeq and is a predicted model, not a curated record.
UCCGGCUCGGAUGUGAUGUAGCAGCAGUCGGAGCGGAAGUUGCAGCCGAGUUGUAAAAUAGCUCGUAGCCAGUGUCAGACGCGCCUUAAAGAUUUGAAACUUGUAAGACUUUUUGUCUAAACCUUAAAUGGCUUAUCCAGGAUACGGCGGGUACGGGGGCCCGAUGCCAGGCAUGCCGGCGCAGGGGAUGCCACACCAAGGAAUGCCAGGAGGGCCCAUGGGGGGACCCAUGGGAGGACCCAUGGGAGGCCCCAUGCCCGGGCAAAUGGGUGGGCCGAUGGGAGGCGCCCCACCCCAGGGAGGGUAUGCCCCCUACGGAGGAGGCUAUCCAGGCGCGUUCGGCGCCCAGCAGCCAGCCGCCAACGAUCCGAUGUGGGGUUACUUCACGGCGAUCGCGGGCCAGGACGGCGAGGUGGACGCAGAGGAGCUCCAGAGGUGUCUGACUCAGUCCGGCUUCACCGGCAGCUACUCCCCCUUCAGCCUGGAGACGUGCAGGAUCAUGAUCGCAAUGCUCGACAGGGACUUUACUGGCAAGAUGGGCUUCAGUGAAUUCAAGGAGCUGUUCACAGCCUUGAACGGCUGGAAGCAGAACUUCAUGAUGUUCGACCAGGACCGGAGCGGAACCGUUGAACCUCACGAGAUGUCUCAGGCAAUCAACGCUAUGGGCUACCGCGUCAGCCCCCAGGCCCUGAACGCCAUCCUCAAGCGCUACAACAAAGGCGGCAGAAUCUUCUUCGACGACUACGUGGCCUGCUGCGUCAAGCUGCGAGCUCUCACAGACAACUUCAGGCGGAGAGACACCAUGCAGCAGGGAUCUGUCAACUUUCAAUAUGAUGAUUUCAUCCUCUGCACGAUGGCCGUCUAAGAGCUGCACGAUGUGAUCCAGACUCUGACGCCGCCUGGACGCGCUGAGCUCGUGGUGUGGGGGGGGGGGCGGAGCCUCGCAGGAAGGCGGACAGAGGCCAGUAUAUUAGUGACUAUCCACGAGCUGCAUCAAGAAAGUACCCAACGCUUAGAAACGCUUAACGCUUUAGUCUUGUAAACAUGUAUCAAGUGCACACACCGAUUUACUCUAAAGGAGAUCGUAGGAUUUGUGAGUGUUGCAGACGACAUAUCAUGUAAUCAGUUGUAUUGUCUGCGCCCGGGCUUUAAAUAAGGGAGCGUGCACGAUGAACUGAUACUAGAGACGUGUGUGAGACACCUGUAGUGCCAUUAUAACUUUUGAAUGUAUUAAUAUAUAACAUGAGAAUUACUUUACACUGAACUUUAUUACAGGGGGAGCCUUUGUCCGUGUGCAUUGUUUUGUUUUUUAAUGAUGCUCAUUAUUGUUUUCUACAACAUCUAACAGGCCUUACUGCAGUAGAUUAUAGAUGCAUAUUAGCUUAAUAUUUAACAUGAGGUAUAAAAAAUGUUGCCACAGAGCUACAGUAUGUUCAUGCACGUCAUAUUUUCCUCCUGCUCAUAUCCCAACGUCAUAUGAAAAUCAUGUUUUGUUACAAUAAACACUUUUUAAUCGGUA